AUGGCCUCGGUAUUUGACUCCCCAUUACCUGUCACUCUCAGUAGUUUCAAACAUCGCUGGUUAAAUAGUAAUUCAAUGCAGUCCAUUGUGAUUGAUCGUCAUAGUCCCAGACCUCUGCGAGACAUUUUUAAAUUACACAAGAAGGGACUCAAUAUAAGGGCAAUCCCAGAUGUUGAAUUCAAAGGGGAAGAUGGCACAGAUGCAUCAGGUCCUACGAGGGAAUACUUCCAUUUGUCAAUGAGCCUUCUAACAGCAGGGGAUUCCUCGAUUCAAUUGUUUGAAGGGCAAAACGAUCAUCUCAUGCCAAUUCACUGUGUUGAGUCACAGGAUUCCAUGCUAUUUUACUACACAGGAGUCAUGAUCAGUCACUCAUUUCUACAUGAUGGAUACCCACUUGUUGGUCUAUCAAAAGCAGCAGUAGCAUACAUUAUAACAGGUUCCAUUUAUGAAGCAAUUCCAUUUCUUAGCAUAGAAGAUGUUCCAGACUAUGAAAUACGGCAAAUGCUUGAAAAGGUAUUGUAUGUUACACUAGUAUACAUAUAUUUAUGCUUUAGAUAAUGGGAUGCACAAAACAUGGUUUAUGGCAGGUAACAAAUUUUAGUUAAGAAUAUAAUAGCCCCAGACCACUACUUUAAUUGAGUGAUUUGACUGCGAUUUCAGCUAUUCACAACAGUAUAUUUACAAAAAACUGUUAACAUGUUGAUUAGGUAAGAGAUGCUAACACAGAUGAGAUGUUCAAGGAACUCAAUGAAAAUGAGGCUAUUGUUACAAUGCUUACUGCAGCUGGAUUUGUGAAUAAGUUAUUGACAAGCACAAACAGGGAUGCAGCACUUGAAUCCGCAAUGCUUCACCAUACCCUCAUCGUUAGAAAACUAGAAAUGGAUGACAUCAGACGCGGAAUGGAAACAAUACAAUUGGCUAUGUUCCUCAAUAGAAAUAAAGAAUUAUGGGGUUCAUCACAUGUUUUUCCACAAUCAAGUCAAGUUAUCGUGUUAGCUGAAAGUUUAGAGAAGAAAUUGGUGUUACACUCCAGUGUUAAACAAGACGAUUUGAACGAACAGGAGAAAUUAGCAUUUGAAUGGUGCAAGGAAUAUGUUAGAUGCCUACCAGGUACAUUUACUGUACAUAUUAAUUAAUGAGUAAAUUAUUACUUAUAGUAUAGAAACAGUUUUUUAUGAAACAAUUAGCAUAGUAGUAUGGUGAACGGAAACAUUAGUAAACAGGUACAUGAUAUUUGCUUCUACAUAUUAUAGGGGUGCACCAUUUUUUUACAGUUCCGGUUCCGGCUGGAACUAAUAAAGAAAGCAUGACCGGAACCGGAACUCUGUCGUUUUCAGAGAGAUAGAGUAUCAAACGUUUUUGUGUCUAACAGAGAGUCGCAGUAGGAAGAAAUUUGGACUACACACGGGAAAUGUACACUUUUAACACUUCAUUAUGACGUUUAACGUUUGUCAAUCUUUUUAUUCUAACAUUUGAGAGCUCUCUCCUUGAUGACUUGAAGUGUCUGCCUGUCUGGCAGCGGACAAAGUAACAUACGACUAUAUAUGGCUUAAUAAAUUGGUUCCGGCCGGAACUUUUUUCCAGUUCCGGUCGGAUCCAGUUCCAGCCGGAACUUAAAAAACUGGUUCCGGUGCACCCCUAACAUAUUAAGGAAUUCGAAAUGAAUUUGAAAUUUUAUUUUGUGUAAAUAUAAAGUUAGAGAAUAAUUCUCUCAUUUUUUUCAAAGUUCACGCUGAAGAUGAUUAUGUUCCCACCACUGGAAUGUUUUUACAAUUUGUCCUUGGAAGCCCACAAUACCCAACGCAACCUGUAUACGUGAAGUUCAACAGGAAAGAAAAAUCGCUGCCAGAUCCCGAAUCGUGUUUGGGCAUUCUCUCUCUACAUGUGAAUGCCAGUAGCUUCGCAGAUUUUAAGAAGAAAAUGGAUGCAACUCUGUCGGCACAGGCAACAGGAUAUGGUAGAUUUUAG
This is a messenger RNA of Paramuricea clavata, 1968 nucleotides long. The record is from the annotation of a GenBank genome assembly. NCBI's taxonomy places the organism in Eukaryota, Metazoa, Cnidaria, Anthozoa, Malacalcyonacea, Plexauridae.